Messenger RNA from Penicillium brevicompactum, 582 nucleotides. RefSeq lists its product as uncharacterized. The record is from RefSeq and is a predicted model, not a curated record. Lineage: Eukaryota; Fungi; Ascomycota; Eurotiomycetes; Eurotiales; Aspergillaceae. Bases 1 to 582 code for a protein of 193 amino acids. The transcript is spliced from 4 exons.
AUGGUGGCAGACAGAGGACGGUGUCAUAUCAGAAUAAAUAAGAUCGAGGGCGCGGACUUGCGCUCACCAGACGAGGCCAUCGAUCGGCUUAAGCGGGAGGAUGUGCAAGAUCUCGCCUCCAGCCUCCUAACAGCCCUUCAAAUCCUUCCCACCGCCCGUCUUCUGCCGUCCAAUUCGGGAGGCAUCGUUCGGAGUAACCUGCUUCGACUCAUAUCCGCCGUCGCACCAAAUGAUUUCGACCUCGAAAGAAUCAAACCACUGCUCAAAAUAUCUAUUGUGAACACGUCAACAGACGAACAAAUAUGGAAUCUUGUGGACGCUGCCACAGUGGAAUCUACGCCGCCCCCUCGAAUGAUUGCCUCCUCACUCCAGCAAACUCCAUGGCUCUACAAGACGAGUAGCUUUGCGAACUCCUCGGAAUACUGCCAAGAUGUUGACAGGGUCUUCAAGUCGGAGCUUGGACCUCUCGGUCUUCAAUCUGCAUCCGAUGCCGUAUUUCAAAGAUGCACGGAAGGCAGCAAUGCGGCUUUUGCAGAUGGGUGGAAAGGAUGGCCAAAGGUCGCAAACCAAGAAGAGUUUUGA